Scleropages formosus (Asian bonytongue) is the source of this 2914-nucleotide messenger RNA. RefSeq names its product zinc finger protein PLAGL2-like. NCBI's taxonomy places the organism in Eukaryota, Metazoa, Chordata, Actinopteri, Osteoglossiformes, Osteoglossidae. The coding region runs from base 463 to 1941 and encodes 492 amino acids. Gene Ontology annotation, biological process: negative regulation of transcription by RNA polymerase II; regulation of cytokine production; regulation of immune system process. The record is from RefSeq and is a predicted model, not a curated record. Gene Ontology annotation, molecular function: DNA-binding transcription activator activity, RNA polymerase II-specific; RNA polymerase II cis-regulatory region sequence-specific DNA binding; DNA-binding transcription repressor activity, RNA polymerase II-specific. The transcript has 5 exons. Gene Ontology annotation, cellular component: nucleoplasm.
UGGAUCAUCUCAUCUGCGCGCACUUCGCUUCGGUCGCUCGGUCGCUCCGUUAAACGCGGGGCCUCGGGAGACCGGAUACAGGUUAUUAUGGAAAUAUAUUUUAUUGCGGGAAAGAGGCGGGAGGGGCUCGCGCGCGUCAGUCUCUCCCGGCGUCGCUACUGUUUUGCUACUUUGUUGCUCCCUCAGGGGGGCGAUCAGGUGAUCGGCGAGCAGCAGCUCCUAAGGAUGUAUGACGGCGAACCCCACACCCACCGGCAGUCGCCAUGGGAACCGGCUGACGGCAAGCACUGCACCUGCGAACACAGGGAAGACUUGGCCGACGGAGCCGCAGCGUGAAGGCCUUUCUCACUGGGCGGCCUAAGGGCCCAUUGUCCGCCUCCUGCGCAGGCGUUGUCCAAUCAGAGCGUGAAAUGCAGUCAAGCCCCGCCCACCUCUUCAUGGCACUGGCACCUUAGGGCUGCGAUGGCAGCAAUUGCGACCACUGAUGCCCUGACCGUCACCCUGACCUCAGAGAGCCAGGAGCCAGGAGCCAGAGAGGCUGCCAGUGGAGGCGAGUUGCACCCGGAGCGCAGGGCUGCCACCGAGUGGGAGGAGCCAGGGGGGAGGAGGAGGAGCCAGUCUGAGGGCUGGGUCCAGCUGCAGAGAUACAGCCACACGGGCGACAAGGUGUUCCGCUGCUUCCAGCCGCGCUGCACAAAGGCCUUUGUGUCCAAGUACAAACUGCUCCGGCACAUGGCCACGCACUCUCCACAGAAGAACCACCGGUGUUCCGUCUGCGAGAAGAUGUUCCACCGCAAGGACCACCUGAAGAACCACCUGCAGACGCACGACCCCAACAAGGAGUCCUUCCGGUGCGGGGACUGCGGCAAGCUGUACCACACCAAGCUGGGCUACCGGCGUCACGCUGCCAUGCACUCGGCCACCAGCGGGGACCUCACCUGCAAGGUGUGUCUGCAGGGCUGCGAGAGCACGGCGGCGCUGCUGGAGCACCUGAGGGCCCACUCGGGCAAGCCGGCGGCGACCGGUGGGCUGCGGGAGCGCCGUCACCCCUGCGUCCACUGCGACCGCUGCUUCUACACGCGCAAAGAUGUGCGGCGCCACCUGGUGGUGCAUACGGGACGCAAGGACUUCCUGUGUCCGCUCUGCGCGCAGUGCUUCGGCCGCAAGGACCACCUGACGCGUCACGCCAAGAAGAGCCACCCGCAGGAGCAACUGGGGGCGAAGGCGGAGCCGCCGGAGCCGACACCCUCCGCCGGCCGGGUCAAGGAGGAGCUGGACCAGUUAGCCUGUAGCGGCGCCUCCAGAGCCAAGUGCUUCGCAGGGGGCUUCCCCGUGGGCCUGUACGACCCCCACCUGCAGCCGGCCCACCCUUCGCAGGCGUGCCUGCCGGGAGUGGACUGCCCCCACGGUCCCCUGCCCCUCCGCCUGUCCCAUCAUCACCACCACCACGCCCACCCUCUCCAACAGCAGCAGCAGCACCCCCCGAUGGCAGCGCCACCCCUUCCCAAGUACCAGUCUGGCUCUACCUCAUACGUCAAGAUGGAGAUGGACAGCUUCCUGAUGGACCUGCAGAGUGGGCUGCCUGUGCCGACGCUGGGCGAGCCCCGGGACCCCGAAGGCCCAUGUGGGGACGCUCUGCUCCCCAAGGGUGCGGCCGAGCCCGUGUGUGCCGGCAGCGCGGAUUUCUUCCACCUUCUGGGCUUCCUGCCGCUCGGCUCGCCAUCCUACAGCGGCCCCGUGGGCUCUGGACUGGUGAUGGGCUACGCCGGCUCGACCCCCGCAGCCCCCGCUCCUCCAGCGUCCCAAGCGGCCGAGGGUCUCGUGGCACCUCCGCCUGCCAUUUCGGCCCCACCACAGGAGGCUCUGCCACCGCUGCCUCUGGGGUUCAGCCCCACCCCGAGUGCCACCACCCUGCCCCGCUUCCACCAGGCGUUCCAGUGAAAGUCCACCCCCCAGGGGGGACAGGGCACGUCCCCUGGCACCACGCAGUAAAUCUUGAUCUGAAACAAGGGAGUUUCCAUGGCCUAGAUUGACCCUAGAUUUACCCUAGAUUUACCCCCAAUGCCCAGCCUGCAAGCAGAAAACAGAAGGUAGUGAGAGACCGAAAGCCUGAAACUGCUUGAAAGAGUCGAAAGUUUGCGCUGAAGUGAACAUUAGUGUAGAGGAGACGACGAUGUUCGGAAAACCUCGGUACUGUAGCUCCUGGGUCACGUGCGACACUUUUCUGGCUCAGGUUUCACCUGUUAAGAGCUCCGCCCCCUUCGCAUAGUGACCGUUCGGACUGUAACGUUCCUCAGCAUGGGGCGGGAUCAUGUGACACUUGUGUAGGUGCCGAUUGGCCGUGCUGUGUCACGUAUGAAGGCUCUGAUUGGCUGCGCUGCUGAACGUGAUGAUCAGUGGUUACGGAUGUGAAUUAAGGGUUUCUUUUUCAAACCAAAAUCAAAACAACUGACAACGUAAUGCAUAUGUACAAUUUUUAUUUUUUUUAACGAAAUAAGGGCUUUAAAGCAUCUGCCUACAACUGCCGUCACAGCUGUGCAGUCAGUGGACUAAAUGCCUGGAGGGGAAGAGAGCGGUUUGAGAGACUUGUGCCAACAAGGUGACAGAGAGGGUGGCCGGAAGGGGGCGGUACUGAGCGCAGCCCAGAGAAGCACUUUAAACAGCGAAGGCACUUAACAGCCACCCAGAGAAAGGAGGACGGGCAACGAGAAACAGCUCCUCUUGGAGCGCUGUCACAGCGACUAGUACGUUGUGUCCACAUCACCAUGGCAACUUCCCCAUUCCGUGAACACAAAUGGCCGCCACAGCCGCACAAUCAGUGUUGGAAUGUUGGCAUAUCACCAGUAGCUCCUUUUGUUGCUUUAAGGUGACAGAGGGACUGAACACGUGGUGUGUGUGUGUAUGCAUGCGUUUG